Molecule: messenger RNA, 459 nt
Organism: Talaromyces rugulosus
Lineage: Eukaryota; Fungi; Ascomycota; Eurotiomycetes; Eurotiales; Trichocomaceae
Exons: 3
Coding region: 1-459 (152 amino acids)
Source: RefSeq, a predicted model, not a curated record
AUGGAGUGGUCCUGGAAGUUGGGCCAGGUUCCGGAAAUCAGUUUUCGCGAUUCGACAAAACAUGACAUCUAUGUUCCGAUAAACGCUGCUCUCGAGGACAAGAACAUCCUAGAAGAGUGGAAUAUUGGUGAUGAGAGUAUCGACUCUGUUGUAUGCAUGCAAGCAUUAUGCUCAGUCUCAGAUCCAACCGCGGCCGCGAAGCAGAUAUAUCGCUUGUUGAAGCCGGGCGGCCAGCUCUUAUUUUGGGAGCAUACAGCUAGUCAAGAUUGGGUGACAAGACAGGUGCAAGGAAUUUGGAAUUUGUUUUGGAAGCCAUUGAUCGGCAAUUGUCAUCUUCGUCGGAAUAUUGAACAAGCCGUAAUGGAAGGGGGAGACUGGAAGAUUAUAGAGCUUGGCCAUGAUAAUAUUGAGCCGUGGCAAAUGAUGCCGAGAGUUUGGGGACAUUUCGUCAAGGGUUAA